Molecule: messenger RNA, 1794 nt
Organism: Oryza sativa Japonica Group (Japanese rice)
Lineage: Eukaryota; Viridiplantae; Streptophyta; Magnoliopsida; Poales; Poaceae
Source: RefSeq, a predicted model, not a curated record
GCAAGCACCGCGCGACCGACGAACGGCAGGCGGAACCGCGCGAACAGUCGCUGCUUCCUUUUCGUCUCCACCUAGCGACGUGGAGCAACGCCAUACACACGCUCCCAUCCGCACGCGCAUUUCCAGCCUUACUACUCUCUCGCACCAUCGUCUUCCAUCCGCCCAUCUACCUCCCUCCUCCGUCCACCCUAACUACGGCGGGUCGCCGGCCAUGCUCGCGUUCGCGGUCAUCGUCUCGCCUUCCGCGUGGCCGAGAGCCGUCUCCUCAGCUUUCGCGGCGGCCGUCUUCGCGUUCCUGGACGUCGUCGACGUGCUCCUCUGCUUCGUGUACGGCUUCCUCGACGCCGUCUUCGAGGACAGCCCGGUCAGCUGCUACUGCCACGGGAGCCACAGCGCGGCGGCGCUGGACGACGACGACGAGGUCUCCGACACAUUGUACCACCGGCGGAGCGCUCUCCGAGACGCGCUGAUGGGGCUCGUCAGAGGCAGGAGCGGCGGCUCGCCGGAGACGGAGACGGAGCGGCGCAAGGGGCGGAGCCCGAGGUGGUCGGACUGCGGCUGCGAUUCGUGCCGCGCAUGGCAGCGCCACGACGACGGCCGGCUGCACUUCGUCGCCAACCAACCGCCGCCGCCGCCAAACGCUUUUGCAGAUGGAGCAGUGACAACGACGCAGCAGAGUGGAGAAGAAGACGCCAUCUUCAUCCACGGCUUCACCUCGUCAUCGUCGUUCUGGGCAACAGUGUUCCGCGAAUCAUCCAUCCUCAACAACUGCAGAAUGUUGGCGGUCGAUCUCCUCGGCUUCGGCAAGUCUCCCAAGCCGGCAAACUGCAUGUACAGACUGAAAGAUCACGUCGAGAUGAUCGAGCGGAGCCUCAUCGAUCCACUCAACCUGAGCUCCUUCCAUCUUGUCAGCCACUCCAUGGGCUGCAUCAUCGCCCUCGCAUUGGCUGCCAAGCACCCAGAACGAGUCAGAUCAAUCACACUGAUUGCACCGCCGUACUUCGGAGCAUGCGAAGAGAAGGCGAGCCAAGUGGCACUGAAGAGACUGGCGGAGAAGAAGCUGUGGCCGCCAUUGCAGUUCGGAUCCGCAGUGAUGUCAUGGUACGAGCACAUUGGGAGGACUGUCUGCUUCUUGGUCUGCAAAAAUCACCUGCUCUGGGAGCGCCUCUUCAGGCUCAUCACAGGAAAGAGGGAUGUGGACUUUCUGCUGGGUGAUCUGACGAAGCACACGCACCACUCGGCGUGGCACACGAUGCACAACGUCAUCUGCGGUGGGGCCAUGCUGCAGGACAGGAACCUGGAGGCCGUCGAGGCGGCCGGCGUCCCGGUGCAGGUGAUCCACGGCGGCGACGAUCAGGUGGUUCCGGCGGAGUGCGGCCGCCACCUCAAGGCCAAGCUUCCCGGCGCCGAGCUCCGACUCAUGGAAGGCUGCGACCACAAGACGGUGGUUUUCGGCAGGGAGAGGGGAUUUGCUGAGGAGCUCAGAGCAUUCUGGUCCGCGUCUCAUCAGAAUAAGCAGCUAGCAGCAUCUGCAUCAGGGUGGGCAGGUUAACGGAUGUUGAUUGUUGGUGUGUAGAAUAAUGUCUGAUAUGAAAUCAUGAUGUAGCAUAGAGAAAUUCAGUCCACACUUUGAAAUUACUGGUACUACAAUUUUUAGAGAUUAAAGACUAGGGUGAAUCCAUCGACACGUUUCUUUCGUCAGAACAGUGUCCGUAUAUUGGAAAAUCCUUUUCUAGCUCGUGGAUUGGCAGAUUAAUCUUUGAAUUUGCAAAGGGGACUUGACUGUUUCAGAUA